AUGUCAGCUUGGGAUCUUGUGCAACAAUAUUCGCAAACCGCGCUGGCGCAGUUACCCGCGCCCGCACAGCAAUUGGUCCAAAAUCCCGUUGCGCAAAAGGCUGCUGGUGCAUUAUUGGGUCUGGGAUUGUUGCGUACCAUCAACAACUCUCUGACACAAUGGACUCUCAACAAUUGGACCUCCGCUGAGCCAUGGAGCAAUUCCCGGGAGCUCGUGCUCUUAACAGGUGGCUGCAGUGGCAUCGGGAAACAAGUCAUGCAGGAACUGUCGCGCAGAGGCGUACGAGUGGUUAUUCUGGAUAUCGUCGAGCCCAACUUCAAGCUCCCAGCGAACGUGGCAUUCUACCGUGCCGAUAUCACAAACUCCGCAAACAUUGCAGAAGUUGCCAAGUCGAUUCGCACCGACCAUGGAGAACCGACCGUUCUGAUCAACAACGCCGGCGUUGGGAAUGACGGCACAAUUCUUGAAGAGACAGAGGCGAAGAUUCGCCAAAGCUUUGAAGUUAACACUAUCUCACACUUCCUUAUGGUCCGCGAAUUCCUCCCUGCCAUGGUCCGCGCCAACCAUGGCCAUGUUAUUACGAUCGCAAGUAUGGCCAGUUUUGUUGCUCUCGCUGAGAUGGCGGAUUACUGUUGCUCUAAAUCCAGUGCGCUCGCUUUCCACGAGACUCUGCGACAAGAGUUGAACUAUUAUUACAAGGCGCCACGCGUACGUACCAGUAUCAUUCACCCCUACUGGGUCCGGACCCCCAUGAUCAAGGUCUUGACUGACUGGGAGAAAGAAUUUGGCCAACCCAUCAUGACCGUGGACAAGGUGGCAAACGCGAUCGUCAAGCAGGUCCUCUCUCAGAACAGUGGCCAAGUCAUCCUUCCCAACCAUCUGUCGAUUGCCAGGAUAGUGCGCGCUAUGCCCACUUGGUUACAAGAACAUGUUCGUUCCAAGGAGUCUGCCAAGUUCAAGUACAUGCGAGAGCAACAGGAGCGUGCGGAGCGUGAAGAACGUGAACUCCAGAAAGCGUAA
Messenger RNA from Penicillium angulare, 1020 nucleotides. RefSeq lists its product as uncharacterized. Gene Ontology annotation, molecular function: oxidoreductase activity, acting on the CH-OH group of donors, NAD or NADP as acceptor. The transcript has 2 exons. NCBI's taxonomy places the organism in Eukaryota, Fungi, Ascomycota, Eurotiomycetes, Eurotiales, Aspergillaceae. The record is from RefSeq and is a predicted model, not a curated record. The coding region runs from base 1 to 1020 and encodes 339 amino acids.